AACCAGUGCUGCCAGUCGCUGUGAAGAUGAUGUCAUUCGUAGGAGACUCGAAGAGAAGCGGGGAGACGAGAUGUAAAGAAGACGAGUCAGUGUUGAUGUGUUCCUUCCGUGGCCGUGUAUGGAGGAGCAUGUGUUCUACUAGUAUGAAGGAGUUAACAGCUUGGCAAUUGGUUGGUCACAUAGAUGCAAUAACUUUCUAAAGAUGUGUAGAGCACUUCUUAUUUAAUUUCCCCUUUCCUAGUACCGUUCUCCUUUGCUUAUAAAUUCAAGAAUGCUUGGAUUUAUCUGGGCCCGGCAAUCUGGCUUGGAUAGUCCAGUUCGUCUGAAACGUGCAGAAAGUACACGGAGAGUACUUAGUCUGGAAUUAAACAAAGAUAGGGAUGUUGAAAGAAUGCAUGAAAAUGGCAUAAAUUCCCUUGAUAUUGAGCCUGUAGAGGGACGAUACAUGCUGUCUGGAGGUGCUGAUGGUAUUAUUGUUCUUUAUGACUUAGCAAAUUUUAGUAAAUCUCCAUCGUACACCUGUAAAGCACUAUGUAAAGUGGGCAAAAGCCACCCUGAUGUACAUAAAUUCAGUGUAGAAACAGUUCAGUGGUACCCCCAUGACACUGGUAUAUUUACCUCAAGCUCAUUUGAUAAGACUUUGAAGAUAUGGGACACAAAUACAUUGCAGCUGGCUGAAGUCUUUCACUUUGAAGGGACUGUUUACAGCCACCACAUGUCUCCACUGGCCACCAAGCAUAAUUUAAUUGCAGUUGGUACAAAAAACCCUAAAGUGCAGCUCUGUGACUUAAAAUCUGGUUCUUGUUCCCACAUUCUCCAGGGUCAUAGAGGGGAAGUGCUGUCAGUCUGCUGGUCUCCAAGGUAUGACUAUAUCUUAGCAACUGCAAGUGUGGACAGCAAGGUGAAGUUAUGGGAUGUUCGCAAGGCAACUGGAUGCCUAAUAACGCUUGACAAGAAUAAUGGAGAGAAGUCAAAGGCUUCUUCUGAAUCGGCAAACACUGCUCAUAAUGGCAGAGUUAAUGGGCUGUGUUUUACAAGUGACGGCCUUCACCUUCUGACCAUUGGAACUGAUGAUCGCAUGAGGCUGUGGAAUAGUGCAACAGGGGAAAACACUUUAGUUAACUAUGGCAAGGUGUGUAAUGAUAGUAGGAAAGGUGUCAAAUUCACAGUGUCUGUAGGCUGCAGUCCUGACUUUGUCUUUGUACCCUGUGAUAGUACCAUUACCAUGUACACUAUCUAUUCUGGUGAAAAGAUAAAUGUGUUGAGGGGACAUUAUAACAAUGCAGACUGCUGCGUUUUCCAACCUCAGUUCCAAGAGCUUUACAGUGGAGGCAAAGACUGUAACAUUCUUGCCUGGGUACCAGCACUGCGUGAACCUGUUCCUGAUGACGAUCCUAAAAAGUCAGGACCACAAAAACAUCUACAUCCAGCAUUUGAGGAUGCAUGGAGUAGCAGUGAGGAAGAAGGGUGAAUAAAACUGUAAUAAGCCAAACAAGUGGAACAUUUGUUUAUAAUUCUGCAGCAGGCUGCUUUUAUAUUAUGUACAUCACAACAGUUAAAUAUAUUUGCUGGCAUUUGUCUUUUAUUUAUUAAACAUUUUCAUCAAGAUUGAAA
Messenger RNA from Bombina bombina (fire-bellied toad), 1614 nucleotides. RefSeq names its product ERCC excision repair 8, CSA ubiquitin ligase complex subunit (gene ERCC8). The record is from RefSeq and is a predicted model, not a curated record. Gene Ontology annotation, molecular function: protein binding. Gene Ontology annotation, cellular component: nucleotide-excision repair complex; Cul4A-RING E3 ubiquitin ligase complex. The coding region runs from base 272 to 1471 and encodes 399 amino acids. The transcript has 2 exons. Gene Ontology annotation, biological process: transcription-coupled nucleotide-excision repair; proteasome-mediated ubiquitin-dependent protein catabolic process; protein polyubiquitination. Lineage: Eukaryota; Metazoa; Chordata; Amphibia; Anura; Bombinatoridae.